Molecule: messenger RNA, 774 nt
Organism: Cyclocybe aegerita
Lineage: Eukaryota; Fungi; Basidiomycota; Agaricomycetes; Agaricales; Hemipholiotaceae
Source: the annotation of a GenBank genome assembly
AUGUUGAAGGUCACCUCCAUUGUCCGCGCCUACGACAGCCUGUCGUUGGUCACCCCCGCUGUUGCCAGUCUGUCCGACCUGGACAUACUGUGCAACUUCAUCCGCGAAAGCCUCCCGACGGGUACCCCGUUCGAGGUUGCGCUCCCAUCGUCAAUGUCUUUUAUAAAGAUCCUUGACAUUCCUUACUUCGAUCUGAAGGGGUUGAAGAUCACCCAGGAGGCACUUGAAAAGGCCCUCCGCACCUCAGUUCAUGCUGAGGUUUUCGCAUAUCUGAGCACCAAGCCUCAGAUAGAUCGCAACUCCACGCACUCAACAUCGUGCACAGUCUACUGCAACCUUUGGGACUCCCAGCAGGGGACCUGUGCCAAGAAGGCCCUUGGCCAACUGAUCUUCCUUGCCGGGUGGUCCUGUGCAAUCAGGCCCACCGCACGACACACCGGGGUCCCACUUUGCCAGCACUGCUGGAAGUGGGGCCACCCCACUGUCACCUGUAAGGCAAAACAACUCUCCUGCCCUAUCUGUUUGGGUCUGCACAAGCAGAAGGAGCACCGUCAACAUGCAAGAUGUCGCAAGGGGAACGUGAAAGCGAAACCCCCUGUGCCACCCACCCCUCGCAACCAGCCUUGCCCCCACAAGGGCCACUGCGUCAACUGCCACAAGGACCAUGCUGCCAACUUGGCUUUGUGCAAGUUCUGGGCUCAUCGUUACGACCGUGAGUGGAUCAUGGCUGAAUAUUGUCAGACCAAUGUUGGGAAACCUUCAGGAUCUAAAUAG